Molecule: messenger RNA, 744 nt
Organism: Caenorhabditis bovis
Lineage: Eukaryota; Metazoa; Nematoda; Chromadorea; Rhabditida; Rhabditidae
Source: the annotation of a GenBank genome assembly
AUGGAUCUAAUCUACCUUUGUAUUGUAUUUUUUGCUAUAACUGAGCAAGCAUUCUUCAUUUUCUACGCUGUUUUAUAUUUCCGAAAUCGCAAAAACGAGAAACAACUUCUCACCUAUCCAAUCACCUCGCUUUUCUUCAUUCUAAUUGUCGUGCAUGGCUCAAUUUUAACACUCAAUUGGACAUUGUUGCUUAUUGGGACAUCUGGACAAAUUUGGUCGCUUCGAAUAUUAUCCUACGGCCUUUUCAUAUUGUCGAAUAUGGUUGAUGAAGCUUACAUCAAUUUCCUCAAUGGUCCCGCAAUUCCCGUCUAUUUGCUUGCGCUGAGCGUUCAGAGAUCGGUGAUCAUUCUCGCCGACGAGACGUACCAUAAAUAUGUGUACGUUCUAAUGCACCUCCUUCUUCCUGCAAUUUCCGUCGGAUUUUAUACAGGCCUUUUAUGGAAAAUCCAUAAAAUGCAAUUGAUUUCGAAUAGCAAAAAGACGGUCGAACUCAAUAUCAUCCUUCAAACCCUACCAAUUAUUUUAAUUACCUCGAUUCGCAUAUUUGUCACCGCUUUUUACAUUUUCUUCGGAAUUGAUGACAGAAUCGAUUUCAGCGCCGUUUGCAGCUACAAAAAUUAUUUAAUAUUCAUCCCACUUGGCUACAUUUUCGGGAAUGUCGAUCGUCUGAAGUGGAUUCGGCGUUUGAUACGGCAAUCGAGUGUCAGCGACUCGACAGUCUAUGCAAAUUCAACCUUAAAUUAG